Dama dama (fallow deer) is the source of this 2200-nucleotide messenger RNA. It is a transcript of the gene P2RY2, whose product is annotated as purinergic receptor P2Y2. Gene Ontology annotation, biological process: positive regulation of mucus secretion; blood vessel diameter maintenance; phospholipase C-activating G protein-coupled receptor signaling pathway. The record is from RefSeq and is a predicted model, not a curated record. Gene Ontology annotation, cellular component: plasma membrane. NCBI's taxonomy places the organism in Eukaryota, Metazoa, Chordata, Mammalia, Artiodactyla, Cervidae. The coding region runs from base 419 to 1552 and encodes 377 amino acids. The transcript is spliced from 3 exons. Gene Ontology annotation, molecular function: G protein-coupled purinergic nucleotide receptor activity; A1 adenosine receptor binding; G protein-coupled UTP receptor activity.
CCGGGCAGGCAGACCGGCGCGCGAGCGGCUGACCGAGGAGGCACGGUUCCAAACCCCUGUGAGAGCUCCGGCGGGUCCGCGGUCGAGCUCGGGCUCCACCGGAGUUCGAUCGCGGGGAAUGUGGACUGAUACCCCCGACCAGGGCUGGCACAGAGGAGGCAGCCUGGGGGAAGGCUCGUCCUAGCUGACUUCCUGUGACCCGGAGCCCCAGCUGUCUCCACCUCCCUGUCUCUGGAGCCCACAGCAUUGCCUGCCCUGAGAAAUGCUGGAAGCUGGGCGAGGCCCCAGGCUGGAGGACCUGUUUUUCCUGUUUCCCACAGAGCUCCCUGCAGCUCGGUCCAGGCCUGUGCAUUCAUGAGUGAGGAACCUGAGCUGGAGCUGAGCAUCCUGACAGCGAGAGCAGGGGCUGGUCAGGGCCAUGGCCACAGGCCUGGACACCUGGAAUGGCACUACCAAUGGCACCUGGGAUGGGGAUGAGCUGGACUACAAGUGCCGCUUUAACGAGAGCUUCAAGUACGUGCUGCUGCCCGUGUCCUAUGGUGUGGUGUGCGUGCUCGGGCUGUGUCUCAACGCCGCGGCACUCUACAUCUUCCUGUGCCGCCUCAAGACCUGGAACGCCUCCACCACGUACAUGUUCCACCUGGCCGUGUCGGAUGCGCUGUACGCCGCCUCCCUGCCCCUGCUGGUCUACUACUACGCCCAGGGCGACAACUGGCCCUUCAGCACUGUGCUCUGCAAGCUGGUGCGCUUCCUCUUUUACACCAACCUUUACUGCAGUAUCCUGUUCCUCACGUGCAUCAGUGUGCACCGGUGCCUGGGCGUCCUGCGGCCGCUGCACUCGCUGCGCUGGGGCCGGGCCCGCUACGCCCGCCGGGUGGCGUUCGCCGUGUGGGUGCUGGUGCUGUCCUGCCAGGCCCCUGUGCUGUACUUCGUCACCACCAGCACCCGCGGCAGCCGCAUCACCUGCCAUGACACCUCGGCACCCGAGCUCUUCGGCCACUUCGUGGCCUACAGCUCCGUCAUGCUGAGCCUGCUCUUCGCGGUGCCCUUCGCCGUCAUCCUGGUCUGUUACGUACUCAUGGCUCGGCGGCUGCUAAAGCCGGCCUACGGGACCACCGGCGGCCUGCCGCGGGCCAAGCGCAAGUCCGUGCGCACCAUCGCCAUUGUGCUGACUGUCUUCGUCCUCUGCUUCCUGCCUUUCCACGUCACCCGCACCCUCUACUACUCCUUCCGCUCGCUGGACCUCAGCUGCCACACCCUUGACGCCAUCAACCUGGCUUACAAGGUCACCCGGCCGCUGGCCAGCGCCAACAGUUGCCUUGACCCUGUGCUGUACUUCCUGGCUGGGCAGAGGCUCGUGCGCUUUGCCCGGGAUGCCAAGCCACCCACAGACCCCACCCCUCCCACCCAGGCUCGCCACCGGCUGGGCCUGCACAGGUCCUACGGAACUGACGCUGUCAGGACAGAAGACUCGGCCGGCCGUGAGAACUCCAGGGGGACAGAGUCCUCGCUGGCUGGUAGUGGCGCUGACACUAAGGACAUCUGGCUGUAGGCGCUGCACCCCUGUUCAAGUUUACAUGAGAUGGGGCUGUAGACUUGUUCAAAGGGGACAGUCUCCCCAGAUAUGGACCAUCAGCGACUCAGGCAGGAUGGUCAAGGGAGCUGUGACCCCAGCGCUCUGUCAUUUGAGUGGGACUCGGUCUGUUCUCUGUGGUCCAGAGAGCAUGGCAGUCCCCACGCCCUUAGUCACCGUUUGUAUGUGCAGGGUGGGGAGUAAGAUCUUAAGAAAAGAGUUUAGGGACAAUGCCAGCCCUGGCCUGACUCCCACAUAAAUACCUGGCUGUGCCUGCCAGGGUCCCUAGGCUGGGCUCCAGCCCCAUCAAGUCAAAUAGAGAAAUGGGCCCAGAGAGGAAAGCGACUUCCCGAGGUCACACAGCCAAGCCUGGGCCUGAGCUGCCUGGGAGGGGCGGGGUCGCAAGUUGACCAGGGGACCCUGGUAAGGGGUAAGGGCUGAGCCAGAGGUUCCCAUGAUGAGUCGGAGUGGUCUGAGUGCCAUCGUGGGCUUGGCUCUGAGGAGUACCCUCAGUCCAAGAGAUGUAUGUCUGGAAACUGAUGUCAUAAACCCAUCACAAACAGUUUAUGAUGACAUAAACUGAUGUCAUCUGGAGGCUGGGACUGAUACUAAAGGUGUUACUGCGGA